This is a messenger RNA of Ostrea edulis (European flat oyster), 6526 nucleotides long. Its product is annotated as shiftless antiviral inhibitor of ribosomal frameshifting protein homolog. Lineage: Eukaryota; Metazoa; Mollusca; Bivalvia; Ostreida; Ostreidae. Gene Ontology annotation, molecular function: sequence-specific mRNA binding; ribosome binding. Gene Ontology annotation, biological process: innate immune response; viral translational frameshifting. Bases 3645 to 4418 code for a protein of 257 amino acids. The record is from RefSeq and is a predicted model, not a curated record. The transcript is spliced from 7 exons.
ACAAAAAUCAAGGUAGGCGUUAGUACAAUAGAAAACCGUUUCCCCUCAUAAAAAUAUGAAUCACUUCACCUUUUGACACUUAUAUAGGGGUGAAAGAUUUCAGAGGGAACGUCAAACUCGAAGGAACCUACCAAAUUGGUAGCAAUGUUUAACGACAUACACAAUGACUUUAACUACAGAGUUCUCAAACUACAUCUCUCGUUCGGAACGAAAUCAACAAAGAUCCAAUUAUUCGUCUAAACAAAGAUAAUGGCUAAAAACGUUCAUUGACACGGAUAUAAGGUAGAAAGCGAGAACCGACAAUAAACAGAUUACUUUAAUUUUCGGAGAAGAGAGCGGAGUGUUGGUCAUCCUUGGAAAGAAACUAUUGCGGCCAAACCUGAAUCCGUAUUCUGUAAGAGUUUCAGCGAAGAUUUAAUGUAGGCUUGAUAGUACAAUAAAGACCCACCAGAAAGAGGUUUUGAAUAGAUCUCAAUUUUAGAACUUUCCAACGUGAUCGUGCUCAACUUUCACCAUAAUUUCACAACGAAGAUAAAGGAGCCGGUGGUAUUCUUCAUCAGAUAUACAAUUAGAAUGUGUUACUACACCAUCAACAAAGACGUCUAUGACAGAUGAACGACACAUUGUGACUUCAACGAAUAUUUGCUGUAUAUUAAAGGCAUCGAGAACGCUUGGAAAAUUGUAUGACUCAACAAAUUUAUACAGCUUUACCUUCCCUUGUGGUAGAAGUAUAACACCGUACUAGGCAUUAUAUUUGCCAAUUUAUUAUUUUUGUACUACUCAUAUUUCUACUAUUUUUGCAGAGUUCAUAGUUAUGUAAGAAUACUAUUGGUUGAUAUUUCCCAUGGUAACAUCUUUAAAAGCACCUGCACUUCUAUUGCGGUACCAUUUGGCAAUUGUAUCACCAAAAAAUUAAUAAAAUUGAUUUGUAAAUCAAAAUACAGUGUGGCUGCAUGUAGCAAUUACCAAGGUUUGUGACUAUGUGUAACCAGUGAGGCUAUGAUUUACAAUGACUAUGUGUAACCAGUGAGGCUAUGAUUUACAAAUUCGGGUUCCGUGAGGAUCCGGGUUAAAUAGGUCCUCAGUACCCCCAUGCUUCUCGUAAGUGGCGACUAAAUGGGGCGGCCCUUUGAAUGAGACCGCAAAAACCGAGGUCCCAUGUCACAGCAGGUGUGGCAUGAUAGAGAUCCCUCCCUGCUCUAAGGUCAUAGGUUUUGAGCAUAGGCCCAAAUUUCGUAGCUCUUCACCGGCAAUGGUGACGUCUCUAUAUGAGUGAAAAAUUUCUCCAGAGAGACGUUAAACAUUAUUAAACUAAACCAAACGAAUUCGGUCCGAAAAGCGAAUGUCUUUUGAUUCAUUUAACAAUAAAGUUUAGGAAAUACAUUAAAUAUCACAAUCGCAUUAAACUUAGUGCGCCAUUUCCUGCAAUAAUGAGGUAUAAUUAAAAUGCAAUCAAGGAAAAUAAAAAAAUGAAUUAAUCUUAGUAUUGUUGUUUUUUGGUGGUAAAAUUGUAUUGAUUUUUUUAGAAAACGAAAAAUCUAUUACAUGUGUAUAAAACUAUUGUCACAUAUCGAAAUGAGAUAAUACAUGUACAUUGAAGAGUAUUAUUAACCCUUGAAAGCAUAUUAUGUUUUACAUGGUCUACAGUUUAGUCAUCUCAAAUUUUGUUGGUGGGUGGUUCGGCUGGUCCAUCAGUCCGUACCUGUUACGAUAAAGAAAUAGGUUUAUUAAAUAAAUUGCGGCUGGAAUAUUUUGCUUUUAAAAACCGCGCUUGUCAGAAAAAAAUGAUUCUAUAUAUCCCCCCAUAGUUUGCAAUUUAGUUUUAAAUGAAUUACCACAUCCAUAUUCAUAUCAAGAAAUCAAGUAAUAAAAUAAAUCCGAAUGUAAACCUUAUUUCUAAAACAAAUUACUGGCAAAAAGGUUAUAUUAUGGGUAAACCCAGAUGAGAAAUAACACUAUUGUUCAAGUACAUUAAGUUUUAUUUUAUUGACAUGGAAUAGUAGACAUGUAUAUCUGUAUCCAUAUAUUUAUUUUCAAUCUAAUAAAGAGGGGCGAGGCCAGGUAUCUGGUUUCUUUUCAGUUUACGACUACCGACUGUAAGGUACAUGUAUUAGAUCCAAAGGCGCAUCGUGGCUAAGAGGUCAGGAGGAAAUUGUCACUAUACAUUCCACGGUGACAUGGCAUCAUCUCUGUAUACAGCUUUUUACAAACUGGAAACAAUUCUUGAAAAGAAAAUUGACCAUGUGACCUAAAAUUAAUUAUCGUCAUCUACUCCUUAUGCUAUACCAGUGUACCAAGUUUGGUGUCAAUCAAGCAAAUAAUUCUUAAAAUAUUGGAGACAAUAUAUUACUAUGUCCAGUUCAACCAUUGACCAUGUCACCUCAAAAUUAAUAUGGGUAAUCUCCUGACGAUGUACCAGUAGACUAACUUUGAUGUCUGUCAAGCAAAGGGUUCUCAAGAUAUUGAGUGGACAGUAUAAUUAUUACUAUGUCCAGUUUGACCAUGCGACCUCAAAAUCAAUAGGGGUCAUCUACUCUUUAGGAUGUACCAGUGUAACAAGUUUGAUGUCUGUCAAGCAAAGGGUUCUCAAGAUAUUGAGCAGAGAGUUUAUUCCUAUGUCCAGAGUAGAUUGACCCUUGACCUGAAAAAGAAUAGGGGUCAUCUUCUACUUAUAACCAACCCACAUAUGAAAUAUCAUUAUGAUUAAGUGAAUGGUUCUCAAGAUAAUGAGCGGACAACAUGUGGUCUACCGACCGACCGACAGGUGCAAAUCAACAUGCCCCUCUUCUUGGGGGGGGGGGGGGGGCAUAAAAAUGUUAAAAUGAAAUUGUGGCACCGAUAUACCCCUAUACGUGACGUGCCUAAAUUUGUGAAAAUCAUGACGUCUGGGUCAGUGGUUUUGGUGUUAGAGUGGGGCUUUUGGUGUGUUAGAGUGGGGCUUGGAAACUGAUGUCGACUUGUUGACUUUUCAGAUCUUAAUGUCGACUUGUCAGAAAAAGAUGUUGUCAACUGGAUGGCACAAACUGGGCAUGGACACGUUUUUAUGUGAAUUUUUAAACACGUGAAUAAGUGACAAGCUAAGUCGACAAUAAGAUCUGACAAAUCGACAUAAUUAUUAAUUACAAGUGGUGGCAGAAGUAUGCCACCAUACAAGUGGUGGCAGAACUAUGCCACCAUAAUUUAUAACCCCCUUACAAAGAUAAAACAGCAGUACAUUUAUGUCAGAGACAACACGUUUCCCAGAUUUUGAGAUCUGCCGCCAUAUCAAUAACUGAUAAAUCGCUGUCGUCACACUUGCUGGAGGUACUCUCUGGCCAAAGUUUAACCUUGUCAGCCUAGGGUAAUGGGCAGGCUCUUUGUUGAUAUCUUACAGUAAUUUAUGUUAAGUCCUCGCUAUCGAUCCAAGGCAAAAUUGCAAUUCUGUUUGUUUCCAUAUAAAUCAAAACAAAUAACAUGUUAAGGCGUAAAGAUUGUCAUUUAUUGAAAAUGACGAAAAUAUGUGAGUCCUAAGAAUAAAUACAGAGUCAAAUUGACUUAGAGCUGAAAUCGUUUAUCUUGACUGAUUGUAUAAUUAUGAAACAUGCAGUUAUGGGCAACCUUACGUAACUUCUUUGUCAUAAUUGUGUUUCCAGUGAACCUCAACAAUGGCCGACGUUCCUCAAAAUCGGGACCGGGAUAAGAAGAUAGGCAGGUUUCAAGAACUAUUCAGAGGUCGAUUUUCAAUAGCGCAAGCUCAGCGACUGUUGGAACAUCACCAAUGGAACCUACAAGAAACAGUGUCAUUUGUACUUCAAGAGGAACCAAGACGAAUCGCGGAAGUCUCCCAGAGCGAAAACGAAAGGUGGCAGGAAAUUUUAAAUAACGGAGUCUGGCGAGAGCUUGCCAAGCAGAGAGAAAUCCCGGGUAUUGAAAUACGACAAUUCGCUUGUGGUCCCUGUGAUAAGAUGUGGUGGAGACGAGUACCCGGACGAAAACUCGUUUCAAAAUGUUUUAGAUGUAGAAAGAGAUAUGAUGCUGUUCCCAAGGAAAAUGAGUGGGGCAUUGCUAAGUACGUCUGUGACCAGUGUAACAACGUCUUUAUAGGGUUUGGACAAAUGAAUAACUCUAAUAAUCCAUGCUACAAAUGUGGAAAUAUAGUACAACCUGACAAAAUAUUUCCUCCUACAAUGCGCAGAAAUGGGGAACGUGGACGCCACACGCAUUCCUGUUUCGCCCACAAUUGCUUUAACAGAGCACAAGGUGAAAUUCUCCCUGGAAUAUGCGUACAUCCAAGAUCGCUACCUCGGAAAGUAGUGACACCGUGCAAUCCACACAUCAGCAGUGGUUCUACAGUAGAUACAUUCCUCACUCAAGACGACUUAGUAUCCAUGAUAUCAGGCAGCUCACGUCCAAAUCUUUCAGAUAUUGAUGAAGACUAAUAAUUAAAUGUCCAGGGGUCCGUGUUUGCCCAACUAUCUAUUUUGUAUUGCUUGUAGGAGUUAUGAGAUUGAUCACUGUUCGUUAUCUUCACCUUGCAUGUACUCAGUUUAAAAUUGAAAGAUAUUCGCAUCUUUUAAAAAGUGAAAGUUGUAUUAAUUCAGGCAUGUCAAUAACAACUUAUUAUACCCCCCCGAACGAAGUUCAGGGGGGUAUAUAGGAAUCACUCUGUCUGUCUGUCUGUCUGUACGUCUGUCUGUCUGUGCAGAUUCGUAUCCGGGCCAUAACUUCUUUGUUCUUUGACUUAGGGAUACCAUAUUUGGCACACCGGUAGAUCACCAUGAGACAAUGUGUCGAUUACCUUCAUGACCUCUAUAUGACCUUGACUGCAAGGUCAAAAUUAAAAGUUUUUUUUUUUACAAUGGAUUCGUGUCCGGGCCAUAACUUCUUUGUUCUUUGACAUAGGGAUACCAUAUUUGACACAUGAGUGUAUCACCAUGAGACGAUGUGUCAUGUAAUUUCAUGACCUCCAUAUGACCUUGACCUCAAGGUCAAAAUUAAAGGUUUUUAUAUUGGUUUCGUGUCAGGACCAUUACUUCUUUGUUCUUUGACAUAGGCAUAUCAUAUUUGACACAUGAGUGUAUCACCAUGAGAUGAUGUGUCGGGUACCUUCAUGACCUCUAUAUGACCUUGAACUUUGACCUCAAGGUCAAAAUUGGUUAUAGGGGUUUGACAUACCAUAAGACAUGGGUGUAUCACCAUGAGAUUAUGUGUCAUGUACAUUCACGACCUUUUUAUGACCUUGGCCUUUGAUCUCAAGGUCAAAAUUAUAGGUUGAUGCCAUGGAUUUGUGUUCGGACUAUAUCUUCCAUUUUCUUCUACAAAGGCAUACCAUAUUUUUAAACUCAGGAAAGAGGUAAUUUUUACCUAUUAACAACACCCUUUUGGAGAUUGGGGUAAGCGGGGGUUAUUCUUAGUGAGCAUUGUUCACAGUACCUCUUGUUUGAUAUUAAUUCAGGCAUGUCAAUAUCAACUUAUUUGAUAGAGCACUCAAGGUGAGUGUGAAUGGUCAGCGUGGGAUGCUUACUCCUCUCGUACACACGAUCUUACCUCUGGUGUAUACUGUGGUGCAUGUUUGCCCUUCUCUCAAUGUCUUGUAUUCUUAUAAUUUAAAAAAUUCAGACUGAUAUAGCAGUGAUAUUGAGUUUACAUUGCGUUUAUUGCAUAAGGGAAGGGGAGUCGGUAAUUAUAAAUGUUGAAACCCGUCGCGGUAGCUCAGUGGCAGAGCGUUCACUUCAUAAUUGGGAGGUGGUGAGUUCGAACCCCGCUCGUAACAUGGCCGCGUCAAACCUACAUGUAAGACAUAAACAUAAGUAGUGAUUGCUCCGCCAAACGCUCGGAUUUCAGAAGUGAGAAUCACUGGUCAUUCAGAGACCGUAUAGUGGGUUAUUUCCGCGGGUCUAAAAUUUGGCGAUUUGCUGGCUCAAAGAUAUGCUAAUAAUUUUAGCGCAAUAAAUUUUGGCGGUGAAGGAAGAGUUAUCUCACUUGCAAGUACUGAAGUCGCAAUGGUGCAGAUUUGGCGAGUGAAAUUUUGGCGGAAAGCUAUCUAACCGCUAAAAUAAGCCAAAAUUAUAACCCCGCAGAAAAAAAAACCCCGCUAUACGGUAUGACCUCAAAAACGGAUGUCCCAUUUUGCGGUAGGCGUUGGCACGUUAAAGAACCAUCAUUGCUACGACCGUACGCGCCAAGCAUAGGUCUAGAUUUGUGGUACUUCAACUACAACUGGUGAUGUCUCAAUGUGAGUGAUUUUUUUUCGACGGGAUGUACUACAACCAAACAACCAAAUGUUGUUACUAUUUGUGCAAUAUAUUUUACAUUACGAAGCAACAUACCAAAUUGUAUUCCAUCGUGCAAGGCAUAACAUUUGCCAAUUUUUGCAAUUUAUUAUUUCUGUACUACUCGUAUUUCUACUAUUUUUGCAGAGUUAAUAUUUAUGUAAGAAUGCUAUUGGUUGAUAUUUCCCAUGGUAACAUCUUUAAAAACACCCGUACUUCUAUUACGGUACCAUUUGUAUCACCAGACAUUAAUAAAAUUGAUUUGUAAAUCAAAA